Messenger RNA from Topomyia yanbarensis, 1802 nucleotides. RefSeq lists its product as uncharacterized. Lineage: Eukaryota; Metazoa; Arthropoda; Insecta; Diptera; Culicidae. The transcript has 11 exons. Bases 37 to 1755 code for a protein of 572 amino acids. The record is from RefSeq and is a predicted model, not a curated record.
CGACACAUUCGUCACGUAUAACCACAAGUUUCUAUCAUGAAUAUCGACAAAGAUUUCUUCAACCCAAAAACAGGGGAAAACCAUGGAAUAUUUGGUUAUAAUUAUUUGAAAUUACAUCGAAUGAGAGAUCCAAAAUGGGCGGCUGGAAAUAAAAUGAUCCAAUAUGUUGGAAUUACUAAAUUAUGCGUACGUGAUCAAAAACUUAAUACCCUGAAAACAAUUUUGAAGCGAAAGUCCAAACAACAGUAUAUGAAAGACAUUCGAAGAAAGCUUGAGGAUGAUAAAGUUUAUUUGCACAUAGCGAAGUCUGGUAAUACUCAGCUUAUUAAGAAUGUGUUUCAAGAACAUUGGAAGCUUCAAAGAGCCUAUCGGCCACUAAUGAUUGAGCAAAUAGUUGAGAAAAUGAGCCAAAGGACGUUUUCGAAACGAAAGAGGUUGGAUCAAUUUAAUCACAAGCUCAAAACGUUGACCGAUUGUUACCAAAAACAAUUGAUGAAAGUUUCGGAAUUUCAAGACAGAACUAAUUUUGUAGACCCAAAAGAGCUGUACGAGGAAACCGAAGCGAAAAGCUACUGUCUUAAAUUGCAACAUUGUAACACACGCAUACGCACUGCAAAUGCGAUCAAUCGAGCUUACAAUGCAUCCAUUAGAAUUAUGCUGAAGGAUUCAAUCUUCUACAAUCCGGUCCUGAGUGCCUUACAAGACGAUUUAAUUGAGCAAGACAGAUUCAUCAAAAAAACGAUCGGAACAGGACUACCAGCUAUGCGUAACAUUCAGUGUCUUCAAUCGGAAUUUGAGGAAUUAGACAAACGAACUAGUAAAGAAUUGACCGAUCGUUUCAAAACUCUCCUGCAACACCGAGAAACUUUGAAUUACAAUAAUACACGGGUUGGCACUCUAGUUCGAAGAGAUAGUGACUUCGACAUUGAUAGUUCCCGUUACGAUCGAGACACAAAUAGCAUGGUCGACCUUAAACUGCAAAUGGAAGAGAUUGAACGGAUAACGAAAAGAAUUAAAAAUGCUGUUUCGUGUGGGAGACCGAACGAAAUUUAUCCUAGAGUGAAGCAGCAAAAGCACGACAGUCAACGGAUGAAAAUUAGUUUACAACAGCGCGAACGCCAGCGAAAUUUAGAAUGUAUAGAAAAAGAACUCGCAGAAGUACACUAUGACGAAUUGGAAAACGACUUCACUUAUAACGAAAUGCGCCGAAUAUCCGAUUGUAAAAAUGACCAAAACAAGAUAACUGAAGAAAAGGAAAAACAAGAUAAACUUUCAAGUUACAAGGAGAACUUACACGAAAUUAGCGAUAUGCUCAAACUUUCAUUCCAACAUAUAUUAGAUGUUUUUAGGAACAUAGAGACAGAGAAAAAAUCGCAUUCCGCUAUACAGGUUGUACAUGAUUAUUCCGAAAUUAACAUACCGCUACUGAACUUCGAAACUGCCUACAUUAAACGUCCCAGUAAGAUGGAAAACAGAGAUUUUGCAUUAUGCAUUUCAUUGGCAAAGGAAAAAAUCAAGCAUCUUAUGGAAACUUUUGAGCAAGCGGAAGAUGAUGUGAAGGAUUCAGCAUUUGGAAAAGAUUAUCAGUACAGCAUAUUGAAAGAGCACCACGAACAAGAUACGAAGAACAUGAAAAAUAUUGAGAAAUCAAUAAUGGAAGGCAUGGUGAUUGAAGAUAUUAAUGUUUUGACUAGAGCGCAAAUAAAAGCUGUGAGUGCACAAAUCGUUGCGAAAAAUACAAAGCGAGAUGAUUGACAUUAAAUGGAAAACGAUAAAUUGUAAUAUAAAUCAAUAAAAUUUGU